Messenger RNA from Rhinichthys klamathensis goyatoka, 1625 nucleotides. Its product is annotated as ciliated left-right organizer metallopeptidase. Lineage: Eukaryota; Metazoa; Chordata; Actinopteri; Cypriniformes; Leuciscidae. Gene Ontology annotation, molecular function: metalloendopeptidase activity. Gene Ontology annotation, cellular component: cytoplasm; membrane. The coding region runs from base 138 to 1625 and encodes 495 amino acids. The transcript is spliced from 13 exons. Gene Ontology annotation, biological process: proteolysis; cell adhesion. The record is from RefSeq and is a predicted model, not a curated record.
CCCAAUCCUUUCCUCUUUAGCAACAUUUUUGUGGAUGUUUGUUCAUAGUGAGACGAGUUCCAGACAGUCUGUUGCUGAACAGAGACAUAAACAAAUACUGCAAAUUCGUCUGGAGAAACAGUAGCACUGCUAACCACAUGAAAUGUGGCAGAGCCAAAGAGAACUACAGAUUCGAGAGCUGCUUCGGCGUGAAUAUCCCAGAUGAGCACCUAAAUGGCUGUGCUGUUUAUCCCCAUCCUGAGCAACCAGUCCCGACAGUGCUGAGGCCAGAGGGGACGGGAGUUCCUGACACUGACUUCCUGCUCUAUGUGUUCACUCACAGCACAGAUAAAUGCAGAGCAGAGUCUAGUAUACUGGCUUAUGCUGCUCACUGUCAGGCAGAUUCAGAGGGGCGUCCUCUGGCUGGGACUAUGGUCAUCUGUAGAGAGCCGCUCAGUAUGGAAAGAUACACACAUGAGCGCUAUGUGCAGACUGUGAUCCAUGAGCUUUUCCACGUGUUGGGCUUCAGCAAAGAGCUCUUCAGCCGAUGGAAGGAUUGUUCUCUCUCCUCUCAGGCUGGUGUAGACUGCUGGCCUUAUGGUCAGGUGAUCAGCACAGAUGAGAUGGGGCAGGUUAGACUCUAUUCUCCUACUGUGAUCAGAGCAAUGCAGAAACAUCUCAACUCUACCCAUGCUGACCUUGGAGCUCCAUUAGAGAACAAGGAUGUUGGUUCAGAUGGUCUCUCAUCACACUGGGAGGCCCGUGUGCUUCAGGGCUCCAUCAUGGCAGCUUUACUGGUGGAGCCGUCUCUGAUUCGCAUCGAUCACAUCACACUCGCUGCCCUCCAGGAUACAGGCUGGUAUUCAGUGAACUUUAGCCGAGCUCAGAGCCUGGUGUGGGGAGAGGGUGAAGGCAGUCAGUUCGGGUCCCUCUCUACCUGUCACAAUUCUUCAACUUUCUUUUGCACAGACAGUGCAUGGGGUUGUCAUUACCUUCACUUCCACAAGGGGGAGUGUCUCACUGAUCCGUACCUGGAUGGCUGCCACAUUUUCAAACCCUUGGCAAAUGCUAGUGAAUGCUGGAACAAGGAGAAUGAGAGGAGUGGAAUGAAUGAAGAAAGUGGAGAGAUAUAUGGCUCAGACAGCCGCUGUUUCAUAUCCAACCUCACCAGACCGAAUCAUUCAUCCUCAUCCCGUGCAUCAGUGGCAGGUCACUGUUACAGACACAGAUGCACUGGAAGAAACAAAUAUCAAAUUCAAGUAAAGGAUUCUGAUUGGUUGGAUUGUCCAGCAGGCAAGAGUGUUGAGGUGUCUGGUUAUCAGGGAUUCAUUUUCUGCCCAGACAACAGAUUAUGUAAAUAUUCUGAUUUAGCUCCUCCUACAUCAAGGCAAAAGGCAGAUAACCUUCUUAACAUUAGCGCAUCCAUUGAGAGUGAUCAUGAUGUGAAGGAGAAAGACGCCACUCCUCAUCCCAACCUCGUGCCUCUCUCCUCAGUCACAAUGUCUAAGCCAGAGAUCAUUGUGGCAACAGUGCUGAGCAUCAUGGCUGCUUUCUCUCUACUGUCUGCUGCAGUGCUCAUCUACAGGAAGUGUUCAUCAGCCAGGGUCAGAGUACAUGCCACCAAUGAGCCUCCAUACAGGUCAUAG